Humulus lupulus (European hop) is the source of this 4606-nucleotide messenger RNA. RefSeq names its product pleiotropic drug resistance protein 2-like. Gene Ontology annotation, molecular function: ABC-type transporter activity; ATP binding; ATP hydrolysis activity. The record is from RefSeq and is a predicted model, not a curated record. The transcript has 20 exons. Gene Ontology annotation, cellular component: membrane. Lineage: Eukaryota; Viridiplantae; Streptophyta; Magnoliopsida; Rosales; Cannabaceae. Bases 50 to 4420 code for a protein of 1456 amino acids.
AUAUACUACUACUACUAGUCUCACUACUACUACACAUGCUCUAUUAAUUAUGGCUGCAGUUACAUCAGCUGUCGGCGGCGACGAAGACGGUCGACUAGGCUCGACGAGCAGCAGGCGAAGCUGGCAGUCGGGAGGGAGUUUCCGAGAGGUAUGGACCACGCCGCCCGACGUGUUCAGCCGCAGCGUGCGGCGGAACGAGCCGGACGACGAGGAGGAGUUACGGUGGGCCGCUAUACAGAGGAUACCGACGUUUGAGCGGAUGAGGAAAGGUGUGAUGAAACAGGUUCUUGAGAAUGGAAGAAUCGUUCAUAACGAAAUUGAUUUCACUAAGCUUGGAGGUUUGGAGAAGAAGCAGAUUGUGGAGACUGUGCUUAAGAUUGUUGAAGAAGAUAAUGAGAAGUUUCUUCGAAGACUUAGGGACAGAACUGACAGAGCUGGAAUUGAGAUUCCAAAAAUCGAAAUUCGGUAUGAGAAUUUGAAUAUUGAAGGAGAUGUGUAUAUAGGGACCAGAGCACUUCCUACUCUGCUUUAUUGUACCUUAAACACUAUAGAGAGUAUUCUUGGAUCUGUGGGGUUAUUUCCAUCGAAGAAGACAAAAAUUCAGAUACUUAAAGAUGUCAGUGGAAGAGUCAAACCUUCCAGGAUGACUCUACUUCUAGGCCCUCCAGGAGCAGGGAAAACAACCUUGUUGCUGGCGCUAGCCGGAAAGCUUGAUCAAGAUUUGAGGGUAUCUGGGAAAGUGACUUACUGUGGUCAUGAAAUGAAUGAGUUUAUUCCUCAAAGAACAUGUGCUUACAUUAGUCAACAUGAUCUUCACUAUGGAGAGAUGACAGUGAGAGAGACGUUAGAUUUCUCAGGACGAUGUUUAGGCGUUGGAACAAAGUAUGAAACGUUAGCAGAACUGUCAAGAAGAGAGAAAGCAGCUGGAAUUAAACCAGACCCUGAGAUUGAUGCAUUCAUGAAGGCCACAGCCAUAUCAGGCCAAAAAACUAGUUUGGUUACAGAUUAUGUUCUGAAGAUACUCGGAUUGGAUAUGUGUGGGGACAUUCUGGUUGGUGAUGAUAUGAGAAGAGGUAUUUCUGGUGGGCAGAAGAAGCGUCUAACAAUAGGAGAGAUGUUGGUUGGUCCAGCCAAAGUUCUUUUAAUGGAUGAGAUUUCGACAGGUCUAGACAGUGCAACUGCUUUUCAAAUCUGCAACUACAUGAGGCAAAUGGUUCAUAUCUCAGAUGUAACAAUGGUUGUCUCUCUUUUACAACCAGCACCUGAGACGUUUGAGCUUUUUGAUGACAUUAUCAUACUUUCAGAAGGUCAGAUAGUGUACCAAGGUCCCAAAGAGAAUGUCCUAGAGUUUUUUGAGUACAUGGGAUUUAAAUGCCCGGAGAGGAAAGGAGUUGCUGACUUUCUACAAGAAGUAACUUCCAUGAAAGACCAAGAACAAUAUUGGUCAAACAAGGACCGACCUUAUACAUUCAUUCCUGUUAAUGACUUUGUGAAAGGCUUCAAAUCUUUCCACAUAGGCCAACAACUUCAAGCUGAAUUAAGUGUUCCUUAUGACAAGUCUAGAGCCCACCCUGCAGCAUUGGUGAAAGAGAAAUACGGUAUUUCGACUAUGGAACUGUUAAAAGCAUGCUUUUCAAGGGAGUGGUUGUUGAUGAAGCGUAAUGCUUUUGUCUAUGUCUUCAAGGGUACUCAAAUAACAAUUAUGUCACUAAUUGCCAUGACUGUGUUCCUUAAGACAAAAAUGCACGUGGGAACUUUAGAAGAUGGAAAUAAAUAUUUUGGUGCACUCUUUUUUGGAUUGAUUAAUGUGAUGUUCAAUGGCAUGGCAGAAAUGGCUUUGACCAUAUUCAAACUUCCUGUUUUCUUUAAACAAAGGGAUUUCUUGUUUUACCCUGCAUGGGCUUUUGGCUUACCGAUUUGUGUCCUGAAAGUCCCGCUAUCCUUUAUGGAAUCAGGAAUAUGGGUUGUUCUAACAUACUACACAAUUGGGUUUGCUCCAGCUGCUAGUAGAUUUUUCAAACAAUUCUUGGCUUACUUCUGCUUGCAUCAGAUGGCUCUGUCCCUCUUUCGUCUUAUGGCGGCUAUGGGGAGGACAUUAGUUCUUGCCACUAUGGAGGGUACCUUUAUCAUGUUGAUGAUUCUUGUGCUAGGAGGAUUUGUUAUUUCCAGAAAUGACAUUGAGCCAUGGCUGUUGUGGGGCUACUAUGCUUCCCCCUUGAUGUAUGCACAGAAUGCAAUCUUCAUGAAUGAAUUUCUUGAUGAAAGAUGGAAUACGCCAGUGGGGAAAUCUACAGUGGGGAAAUAUCUUCUGGAGUCCAAAGGGUUCUUUACAGAUGAAUAUUGGUUUUGGAUUUGCAUUGGGGCACUUGUUGGGUUUUCUUUUCUCUUCAACAUCUUAUUUAUUGCAGCAUUGGCCUUUCUAAAUCCUAUUGGGGAUUCAAAAGCUGUCAUUGCAGAUGAAGAAAGUGUCAAAAAGAAAAAGAACUCAGCCUCUAGACAACAAACAUUUGAAGAUCUUGAGAUGCCAGAGAAAGGUUCUUCAGAAACCAUUAGAAACUCUGUUCGUGCACAAAGGAGAGGAAUGGUGUUGCCCUUUCAACCCCUAUCACUUGCUUUUAGCCAUGUGAACUACUACGUAGACAUGCCUACUGAAAUGAAGCGACAUGGAGUCGAAGAAGACCGUCUUCAACUGCUACGAGAUGUCAGUGGUGCUUUUAGGCCAGGAAUAUUGACAGCACUGGUUGGUGUCACUGGAGCUGGAAAGACAACCCUUUUAGAUGUCUUGGCAGGAAGAAAGACAGGUGGCUAUAUAGAAGGAAACAUUAGCAUCUCAGGCUAUCCGAAGAACCAAUCAACAUUUACUCGAAUUAGUGGUUAUUGUGAGCAGAAUGACAUACAUUCACCCUAUGUGACUGUCUUUGAAUCUCUUAUUUAUUCAGCAUGGCUUCGUCUUCCUCCAAAUGUGAAGGCUAAAACACGAAGUAUGUUUGUUGAAGAAGUCAUGGAACUAGUUGAAUUAACUCCUAUUAGAGAUGCUAUAGUGGGGCUUCCAGGUGUAGAUGGCCUUUCAACAGAACAAAGGAAAAGACUAACAAUAGCUGUGGAGUUGGUUGCUAAUCCAUCAAUAAUCUUUAUGGAUGAACCAACAUCUGGUCUCGAUGCUCGAGCAGCUGCUAUUGUCAUGCGAACUGUGAGAAACACAGUAGAUACAGGUAGAACUGUGGUGUGCACAAUUCACCAGCCAAGUAUAGAUAUCUUUGAAGCUUUUGAUGAGUUAAUACUUAUGAAACUAGGUGGACAAGUGAUUUAUGCUGGAUCUCUUGGCCGCCACUCUAACAAGCUUAUAGAAUACUUUGAAGAGAUUCCAGGGGUUUCUAAGAUUAAAGAUGGUAAUAAUCCAGCAACAUGGAUGCUUGAGGUCACAAAUCAGUUUGUUGAGGCUCAGCUUGAAGUUGAUUUUGCUGAAGUUUAUAUCAAGUCUUCUCUUUACCAGAACAAUGAGGAGCUUAUCAAAGAACUUAGUACCCCAGCACCCGAAUCUAAGGACCUAUACUUCAGUACCAAAUACUCCCAAUCAUUCUUUGUCCAAUGCAAAGCUUGUUUGUGGAAACAAUAUUGGUCUUAUUGGAGAAAUCCACAAUACAAUGGCAUUCGGUUCUUCAUGACCAUAAUCAUUGGUAUUUUGUUUGGUCUUAUCUUCUGGAACAAGGGACAAAAGACAACCACAUACCAAGAUCUGAUGACUCUUCUGGGAGCCUUGUUUACUGCUGUGUUUUUCCUUGGAGCAAGUAAUGCUUCUUCAGUGCAGCCUGUUGUGGACAUUGAGAGAACAGUAUUCUACCGUGAAAGAGCAGCUGGAAUGUAUUCAGCACUACCUUAUGCAAUUUCUCAGGUGACCAUAGAGAUAAUCUAUUCAGCCAUUCAAGCUUUUGUUUAUAUGCUUAUCCUAUACGCAAUGAUUGGAUUUGAGUGGAGAGCAGACAAAGUAUGGUGGUUCUUCUACUACAUAUUCACGUGCUUAGUCUACUUCACACUGUAUGGAAUGAUGGCUGUGGCAUUGACACCUGGUCACCAAAUUGGUGCCAUUUUCUUGUACUUCUUUUUCAGCUUCUGGGUUUUGUUCUGUGGAUUUCUUAUUCCUAGAAAGCAAAUCCCAAUCUGGUGGAGAUGGUACUAUUGGGCUUCCCCUGUGUCUUGGACCAUACAUGGACUAAUCUCCUCUCAAUUAGGGGACAAAGAUAGUAAAAUGGAUAUACCUGGGUUUGAUAUUAGUUUUCCAUUGAAGGAUUUCAUCAAGGAAAGACUAGAUUUUGACUAUGAUUUUCUUCCAUUUGUUGCCGUAGCCCAUAUUGGUUGGGCUCUUCUCUUUCUCUUUGUAUAUGCUUAUGGAAUCAAGUUUAUCAAUUUCCAAAAAAGAUAAACCUACACUCAUGUUAAUCCUAGUCAAACAGUGUAUAUUUACAGUUUCACUUCUUUUUUUCAUUAUUAGUUUAAUGUUUUUAAGUAAUAGUUGUAAAGUAUAUGCAUAAAGCAUUUAUCCGUACCCGUAUCUGUAUCGUUUUAAUUGAAAAACAAAUAAAAAUUGAGUUUACAUUUUAUUAUUUUA